UGUGUUUACAUUUCUUCUCUCAAUCUUUUCGCUUUUCAUUAGUUUUUCUCUCCCCGAAAUAGAAUUUUCUUAAUUUUCACGUGUUCGGUGUGAGUGGGAAUAGUUAGUGAGUGAUGAAAAUAGUGUAAAUACUGAAUUCUAAACGAUCAAUCUUCUGCGAAAAGCAGCAUUGAGUGCUGUCGUCUCGUUUUGGCAUGCGCGAGUAUCCGCACUUGGGCUGGGCGCUUUCAACUGAGCUGAGACACACUUGGAGUGAGAGAGACGGCGCUUUGCAACUCUAGCUCUCGAGUCUCUCAGUCAGGCACAGUCACUUGGCCCAGGCAGUUGUGUUGUGUGUCCUCAGUUGGUGGAAUUUUUAUACUUUUCAACAGUGUGAGGAGAAGGAAUUUUCUGUUCUGAGAAAAGAAAUCUUACCAAGGAGGAGAAAGACUAUUAUCAUGGUGAUUGUGUGAGAAUUUUUUGCUGGAUGGAAAAUUGUGCUUUGAAUUUCAUUCUGCAUUUAACCCUAAACUCACGCAUAUUCUCUCAAUUGGAGAGGCGCGCAAAGGACGUUUUUUAUAGCUUGUGAGAAGUCGUUGAGUAAAAUUUUCACACUCAUCGAAUCGUGUGGACUGCUGCAACCGGGAGAACUUUUCCGAGGCUGACACAAGUGCAUCGAGACAGGCGGGAACGUGAUUGACAUUUUUCCGAUCCUGACAAGAGGAGUCACUCUGCGCCAUCCCAAAAGGCUGUCUCCAUCGUCUCCCAAGUGAGGCUGUGAAUUGAAUGAGAAGUCGUCGCGUACCGAAGGAGUCAAGGCAAGAGAGUGUGUCACGAAUGCGUGUGCAUUCGCCAGUGUCACUGCCACAAAUACCAGCACCAUCAGGCAUCAUCGGGAAAGUGUGGCUGGUGGAGGACGUGCGACCGUGGUCGCUGAGGAGGACUUGGACAGACGGCCGAUGUUAUCAGCCGUAGAGAGUCACCUGGGGCCCAGUCGGGCGUACCAUCCGUUCGUGGGUCCCACGGUCACGGCUCUCGUGCCCAAUUGCCAUCCGAUCUCAUCAUUUCCGCCCCUCAACACCGCCCCGACUAACAUGUCGGCGGCGGAGUUUGCCAGGCCGCAGCCCAAAGCAAGAUACAACGGCAGCAGUUUGUCGUCUCGGAGCACCUUGGCGACAUCGCCGCGCUCCAAGUACAUCGAACAGACGGGACCUGUGAACCUGGCCGUGGGAUCGGGCAGUGCCGCCUCGAGUCCUCACUCGCCGAAGAUGGAUACACUGCCGGCCGUGACGCAGCAGCCGCCGCUGCUCUACGAUGCCGCCUCUACAUUCUCCCAGCCCCUCAAUUACUCAGGUCUCUAUGGGCGCCCCACGGCUGGGCUCUAUGGGCGUUCAGGCCUCUAUCCGCUCCACUCACUUGCGCCGCCACCGCCUAGUCGCGCCCACGGCACCUACAUUGCCCCACAGCUGGACUACCACUCCGCGGCGCCCUUCCUCUCGGCUGUGCCAUACUCGCCGGCGCCGGCGAGCCUCCAGCCACCGCCCGCCGAGACGCCUGCCGGCGCGUCCAUACUGAAGAAGACCACCGCGGCAUCCAACGCGUUCUGCCCACCCAAGGAGACGAAGAACAGCGUGAGCUUCAAAGUGCCAUCGGGCAAGGAGGGUUCGCUGAAGCACAGAAUCCUCACCAGGCCCUACAGCGAGCGCGAGUCCACCAAGAGGAAAUCCCCCAGCAGAACCAUCCCAUCGACUGUCGUGAGCACCACGACUGUGAAACCCAACUUUAGCAAAGGGGUCCUCAUUGAUUUGGGCAACGGCGAGAUGCGUCGCGUCGAGGACAUGCGAACGGAGGAUUUCCUGACUUCGUCAGCAAAGACUCCCGGAUUGGAAUUAGUCGAUUCCACUGUGCUGAAGAUUUCUCCUGGCGGAAGUGACGUGGUCGUGACUCUGCACUGUGUGAAGCACAAAUCAAAGGUUCACUUGAGCGUCUAUCCGGAGCAUCCGUUCUUCGUCUACCGGCAGGGCUGGGCGUCGUGCAAUCCAGAAGGCACCCUGCGUGUGCAUGGCCUCAAGUGUCACCCACUGCACGUGGGCGACGUGUGCAUUUCCCUACGACAGAAGGAUCCUCAGCCCGGCGGUGCGGAGCCAAUGUCUGUGACGGUCCCUGACGCGGGCUCGCGAGAGCCACCGCUGGCGUCGCCGCCUGUGCAGCAACAGCCGCAGAAUCUGUCUCGGAAGGCCAUCCAGCAGAUCGAGGGGGUGACGUACCAUCCAAAGUAUAGAAGUACAAGUGGCAUCGGCCAAAUGGAGAAUCCACCGCCUCAGAGUGCAUCCACGACCAUAAAUCAUAGUAUUCAAAGUAUUGUGAUGAGCAUCAAUGACGACCAGAGGCGCUAUCAGCAGCACUUCCAUCCACUGCACCACACAUACUACAAUCCCCACGAGAUGAUCCCGCCGCGCCCCGAUGAUGCCAUGCAACAGGAGUCGAAGAAGAGGCGCUGGUCAGCGCCGGAUAACAUGCACGAGGAGGAGAACACGUUCGCCGGCGGCGCUUAUCCACCACCACACAAACUUGCUAGUCAUUGAAGAUCUUCUCACGGGAGGUUUUGAGCGGGACAAGGUAAGGAAAGGUCAUUAUAAUGUUUAUUGAUCAAAUUGUCACGCGUUUCCGAUGAAAUCUUGGAGAAGGAUUGGGGAUUUCCCUUGAGUCUUGGAAGUGCUUUGACUUUCUCAAUGUUUGGGGAUUGCAUGGGCAUCAAACGAUCCACUCUGUGUGUGGAGUUAGUUGAAUUUUAUAGAGAGGUUGUUGGAAAAUCCCUUAAUCUUUCUCCACUGUGUCAACUAAAGAUAAGAGAGAAGAAAUAGUAGAACUACAUGGAUAUGAAAUAUUUGAGAAAGAAUAUAAACACAAUAGAUAAUAAUUCAGUUUACUGACCUCCAUAGAAGGUUGUGUAGAGUUUGAAAGAAAAGUAAACGUCAAUAUGCUGAGGAAAUAUUGUAAGAAAUUUCACAAUAGGAUUAAAUAAUAAUGGAAAAAAUGAGGAGUAUAAAUAAUUUUAUCACAUGAAACGUGAGAAAACUACCUCAAGUUGCAAAGUUUUAAAAAAGAUUCACAAGUAAAAUGAAGAACAGAGAAAAUAUUACGUGGACACGAGAAGGAAUACAAAAAGAACACUUAAUGUUUAUUAUUUUGUAUAAAUUAUUGAAUGAAAAUAUCGAUCUCAUUUAUAUUUGUAAUGUUUUUUUUUUUAUUUCUGAGAGCCAGUUUAUUCAUCUGCGCACAGAGUUUCUCUCUGCGUGAGGAAAAAAAGAGAAACAAAGAUGCAAGAAAGAGUAGAAUUGUAUAGGAUCCUUUUAAAUUCCUUUUUAUAUACAAUAUUUACUGGAGUGCAAAGUAAUUGUUUAAUUUUCUCUCUUUUCGUGGAAAGAUGAUAUUAUAAGGAAAAAAUGCGCAGGAAGUUUUACAACGGAAUGAUGAGAAGAGGAAAAAUACAAAAUAAUUGUGCCUUUUUUAUUAGAACUUAUUUAAAGAGAUUCAUUUCUUCAUUUCUAUCCCAUCUGUUUAUUACAUAUUUUUGCAAUACUUUCCUAUCAUGCUGAUUAUUCUCUAAAGACAAAUGUAGAAAUUUGAGGAUGAAAAGUUUUGAUAUGAGUGAAAUAAAAUAAUAUCCAUUUACGAUUGAUGUUUCUUUAUGAGAGACGAUGAGAAGAAAAUAUGUGCAAAAUAAUUAAAUAAUAAAAUGUAUAUAAAAUGUAAGGAAAAUACAAUACAAAGAAACUUUAUUGGCUCCGUCUGCUGUAAUGAUCAUUUCAAAAUGAGAAUGAAGAAAUAGGAUAAUAAAUUUCUAAGUGUAUAGUACACAAUAUAGAAAUAUUGAAAAGAAAUCUGAAGGAAAAAAAAUUAUCAUACAAAAAUGUGUCGAAGGAGAAUAUGGGAAAAA
Messenger RNA from Phlebotomus argentipes, 3919 nucleotides. It is a transcript of the gene Atx-1, whose product is annotated as ataxin-1. The record is from RefSeq and is a predicted model, not a curated record. Gene Ontology annotation, molecular function: protein binding; RNA binding. Gene Ontology annotation, biological process: regulation of DNA-templated transcription. Bases 939 to 2564 code for a protein of 541 amino acids. The transcript has 7 exons. Lineage: Eukaryota; Metazoa; Arthropoda; Insecta; Diptera; Psychodidae.